AUGGUCAAUCUGGAGAUGUCACAGAAAGAAGGGAAUGUCACUGACAGUCGCCAGGACCUGUUCACCCUGCCAAGGAGUUAUGCAUUGGCCCAUUGCAUAGCUUGGAAUGUGGGAGCAUCACGAGGGAUUGCUAUGGUCUUCGGGAGAAAGUUUAGAAGAUUGGAUGAGCUGAACCUCCAGAAUCAAACAGUGGGAAAAGCACUUUAUCAGAAUCAACAUCUGUUCUAUUUGGUGACGAAGGACCAACCCCAGGAAGAAUCUACAUAUCAGGCUUUGUGGCAAAGUUCAAUGCACCUGUGGACUCAUCUCCAAUUCCUGGGAGUGGAGCAACUUGGUAUCCCCAGUCUCAGCUGUGGCUAUGAUGGAUUGGACAGAAAAUUGUGA
Messenger RNA from Nilaparvata lugens (brown planthopper), 384 nucleotides. RefSeq names its product ADP-ribose glycohydrolase OARD1-like. Gene Ontology annotation, biological process: peptidyl-glutamate ADP-deribosylation. The coding region runs from base 1 to 384 and encodes 127 amino acids. NCBI's taxonomy places the organism in Eukaryota, Metazoa, Arthropoda, Insecta, Hemiptera, Delphacidae. The transcript has a single exon. The record is from RefSeq and is a predicted model, not a curated record.